Molecule: messenger RNA, 3483 nt
Organism: Ostreococcus tauri
Lineage: Eukaryota; Viridiplantae; Chlorophyta; Mamiellophyceae; Mamiellales; Bathycoccaceae
Product: Quinonprotein alcohol dehydrogenase-like superfamily
Exons: 1
Coding region: 1-3483 (1160 amino acids)
Biological process (GO): regulation of exocytosis
Cellular component (GO): plasma membrane; cytoplasm
Molecular function (GO): myosin II binding; GTPase activator activity; syntaxin binding
Source: RefSeq, a predicted model, not a curated record
AUGCUCCGCUCGAUCGCUCGAUCGACCCGGGAACGCGCGCGUGGGAGUAGUCAUACCGAUGACUACGCGCGCGUGGACCUGGACGCGUGCGCGGGAAAACGUGUAAGAGACGCGUCGCGCGCGCGCGGGCAAUCACCGCGCGCCGACGACGAAGACGGGUCGACGAACGAUGCGAGCGCUCUCGUGGACGCGCGCGCGCGCGCGCGAACGUCGAUUCGAGCGACCUCGCACUUCGGACGAGAUCCCUCGACGUCGACGGUGUCGUACGACGCCGGACAAAGAUUAUUGACGUGCGGGACGCGAGGCGGCGUGAAAACAUUCGGCGGCGACGGAUUCGAGGCGACGUGCGCGACGACGAGCGGACGAUCGAUGGGGGAGUGCGUGCGGGCGUCGUACGUGCAAGGGGCGACGCGGUUUUAUCGAUGCGGCGACGAUGGAUCGAUGACGGUGUGGGACGCGCGAGAGGCGAGAGAGCUGGCGAGCGGGACGCUUCGCUCGAGCGACGGCGUCGCGCCGAGCUGCGCGAGCGAGGCGAUUCGAGGAACGAACUUUUACUUGACGGGUAUGGGCGACGGCUCGAUGCUCGUGCACGCCGUGGGGGUGGACGGGAGCGGGCGUACGACGGUGGCGCAGAGGCGCGGGUACAAAGUGAGCGCUUCGAGCGCUCGCGGGAUUGACGCAGACGACUCCGCGAGCGCUCCGGUCGUUGCGGUGAGAAUGCGACCGGGGAGGGAUGAGUGCGCGCGGGUUUUGAUCGCAUGGAGCGACCGUUCGAUGGCGUUGUGGCACCUGCACGAGAAGAGGUCGACCGCGAGGACCGCCGCGGCGGAUGACUCGGACGAUUCCGCGCUGACGUGCGCCGAAUGGCUUGAUGAAAAUUUCAUCAUCACGGGACACUCCGACGGUGUCGUGCGCGUUUGGCGAAUCCGAUCGGAUGAAAUCGUGGUGAUGCAGCGCAUUCGUCCUCACUCCACGGUCGAUGCGGCGUACAAGGGCGCUUUGAUGCCAAUCAGAGCUUUGAGGACGUUUGUCGGCGACGAAGACGAUGUAAAUCGCGACGUGGGAACCUGGGUUUUGUGCGUCGGCGGUGAAGGCGAAGCCUGCCCUGACCCUGUGAUUUGUCUCAGAGCGACGCGUGCUGGGGGUGAUUUCAGGAUCGAAAACGUCGGAGCGGUCGCUUUGCCGUGGUUUGGUCCUGUCUUGGACGCGGCGCCGAUACCUUUUCGUGGCGUCAUUGAAUCCGUGUGUGUCUUGAGCGAAGGUUCGCAACUGCACGUUCACGACGUCCGGUACGGUGUCGCCAACGGUGACCUCGCCCGCCCGCGCGAAGUAAAUGUUUGCAGACCAACGUUGUCGACGGCGUGCGGGCCAGCCGUGUGCGUUGCCGCGAGAGACAUCGAGCAGGCGUUCAUGGCGAACGCGUUGAGAGGCGGGUUGCUCGUGGAGAAUAAUGACAUCGACGCGUCGUACGGAUGGACGGGGUCUAAGUGGCCGAUCAACGGUGGUCAAAACGGCGACGUCGCGAACGCACCUAGAGGUCGAAUCGUCGUCGGCGCGUACGGACGGGACGGUUCGGGCGUUUGCGUGUACCUCGAUCGGGGCGGGCGUCUCGUCUCUGGCGGACGCAUUUCGAUCAGCGACGAUCCUGCGAGUCGGUUGUAUCUCGACGCUGGCGGCGCGCUGCUCGUGAUUGGCCGUAAAAGUGGUUCUGUCGAGAUCUAUGCUCUUCGUCAGUUCCCCUCGAGCGAUAAUGAUGCGCGCGUGAGAGAGCGAACGUACGUGAGAGAUUUGGGCAGGAGCGAAAUGGAGAGUGAAGCAGACGAGCGCGAGUUUCUCGCGGAGAGCGCUCGAGACUUUGCGGAUAUAGAUUCAACUGCCGCGUGCGUAACAUCUGUAUACACGCUCAUCGGUGUGUACAAAUCGCCGACGCACGCGGGUAAGUCUAUAUCGUGCGUUCGGACGAACGCCUCGGCGACGCUCCUGGCGAUCGGCGACUCGGCUGGCGGCGUCUCUUUGCUUAACAUCCAGCGAGGAUCAGUGGUCUGGACGGAGCCCAGCGUCGAAGAAGACGCACGCGCUGCUCCGACCGUGGUUGUAGACUUCGACUUCGGGCUCCCUCUCCCGGAUGUUCCCGAGGAGAACGUUUUGGUCGUCCUCGACGCGGCUUCGAGUGUUCGCUUUCACGCCCUCUCGAAUGGAUCGCGAAUCGGGAAAACGAUGCAUCCGAAGAAUCCAUCCGAGGCGCUCGCAAUUUCAUUGCUUCAGAUUGAUGGCACUCCGUCCGAUGUCGUUCCACCCGGUGCCGUUCGACCGGGAGCAAAGACUUGGUUCGCUCCACCGCGAAACUUUACGUACUCCUUCCUUGCCGCUGAAUUUUCAGUGGACGACGACGACGAGGAUAUUGUUCCUUCGACGGACGAAGAAGCCGACGGCGCUCAACCGAUCGUGACACCAAGUAUGACGAUGAUCGUCGUGACCGUCGCGAAAGACGCGAUGCGAGCGUACCACGCGGUAGGAUGCUCUCGCGGCGAGAGAAGCGCUCUGCGCAAAGUUCGCCUCGAUGAAGAGCCACUCAACGGCGCGUUCGUCGUGCGCGAUGACGACGAUCAAGACGAAUUCGCGCACGCUUUCGGGCACGGACGCACAAAGUGCCCGUUUGUAGUCGCGCUGACGACGACGGGUCGCAUCCUGGCGUUUAAUCUACCGUCGCUACGACUCCAGGAGAGUGCGUUUGGUCCGUCGUCGCUCGUCUCAAAUGCCUCGGCGUUCGGUGGUUCGCGAGGUGGUUCGAUGGUCAUCGUGGGUGACGACGGUUUGUCCCUGACGCGAUUCGAAACAUUCUCAGGACCGUUUCCGGCUCACGACACCAUGAUCGACAUCGACGUCGAACGAGCCGCCGAAGCUGCACGCGCCGCGCGCCGCGCCAUGGAAGAGAACGAUCCCGAGCUCGCCGUUGGCACAUCGCCCAAGCGUGACGCCUUGCCCGUGACGCCUACUCAGAAGAGUAAAACACUCACUAUGAGCGAGGCACUUCGUCAGCGCGCGAAGAAAGCGAUGGAAAAGUUCGAACAGUUUACAACGUCACCGCUCGUCGAGCGUCCGACGCCGCGAGAGACUGUGCAUACGACGACAGAUCUCGCGUUGCUCUUCGCCGAGACGCGCAUCGAGGAGCCCUCCACGUCGGUUCCAGCGAGCGCAUCGGGUAAAAGGGACGUCGCCGAACGGAAAGCACGCGACGAGCUUUUCUCCACGAGCGUCACGCCCACGCGCGCGACGAGCGCCGCGGCUAUCAGAGAGAAGUACGGCCGAAACACAGCCUCGGCGGCGGCUUCCGCGGCGGCGGACGCGCGAGACGCCGCGGCGGAGCGUGGAGAAAAGCUCGCCUCCAUUCAGGACAAAUCCGCCGCCCUCGAGGCGGACGCGGCUAAUUUUGCCGACCUCGCCCGAGAGAUUCGCAAGAGAUCCGAGCGUCGUUGGCUCUAG